CGUGACACACACCGGAGCUAGAAUCUGCCAAGGGAACAAGCUAAAAGUACUCUUGCCUUUUCCACUUACCUGUUAAGGCGAGUAAAAGCUGCUUUACCUCCCCCUGAGGAGCAAGCAGUACUGGGAAGUUGAGGGGUGAGGAGCAAGGCCACGGGGCUGGGAGGCAGGUGCCUCUCUGGGCAGAGCCAGCUGGGGUGGUGGGAUUGGGGGCAAUGCCAAAGCACCCUUCCCAGGCUGGGCCCACCCUCGGUGCCUUUCGGCCCCGUUUGCAGUCCUGGGUCCGUGCCCCUGAGCGCUGGUCUCAGAUGGAGCCUGGCCGUCCUCUCAUUGCCCUCCUGGGACUUGGAGGGGGAGAUUGGAGGCAUGACAGCAGUGGAGUGGUAUUCAGGAUAACCAAGUGUCAGUGCCUGGUAGGGUUCUGUCUACAUGGAGCCUCCAAGAAUAAAAAUAAUCCCCACCACACACUGACCAGGAGCUGGAAUGUGGCCAACCUCCCACCCACAUCCCCUCCCCAGACCCAUCUCAGGUGGAGAGUUCUGCCUUGCGCCCCGAGGGUCUCCCCUUCAGGGAUGGGCUAUUAGGAGCUAGCAGAAAGCUAAAUGGCCUUCAGGAGAGACCUUGGGCCUGUCCCUCUCUCCACAGCUCAGUGCCUGGAAUGGGCUUGGAUCUCGCCCACCUGCUUUCAGCAACCUAAAUGUCAGGCCAGGCACCUUUGGGUGACCUCACCCAGUCAGAGGCUCUGUGCCCUUCCCUGCCUACACUCACCAGUGCCCUUACCACAAAGCAGGUUUUCUUCUGGUCCUUUCUGGGCACUUUACCUCUCGCCUUUUGUCCCUUUGCUACCCUUGCACUAGGAGCCAGGCAGAGGGCAAAAACACAGAUGAAGCAGCUCCCCGAGCUUCUCACAGCCUCAGCUGCUCACCUGUGAACCAUGGGGGGCUGUGCUCACUGUGAGCAAGUGCUCCCAAGUGUCACACACAGGAAGCUUCUGCUCUGCUGCCAUGCAGGAUGGAAAGUCUCUUUCCUCUGGAAUCCAUAGAAGGGUAAAAGAGAGGGAAAAAUAAGCUCAGAGCGGUCCAGCCUAGCCCAGGGCCCUCCCUUCCCUCAGGGACACCCACCCCAUUGGGAUGGACUCUCCCAGGUGGACAGCUCAGGCUGCCACACACAUUCCAGGACCCACGCUCAUAAAUCCUCAUUGCGCACUGCCAGGCCUGGCACCUCCCGCCUGCAUAAGAGCACCUGUUCUCGAGGGCCCCGGGUCUCCCCAGCUGUCCUUUUCCACCAGGGCUGUGGCCCCCCAGGCAGCAGUGCUCAGCGAGCCCCUAUCAUCUCUAAGAAUAAACUCUGAAGCUGCAGGCUGUGCGGACCUGAAUCAUCGGGAAGCCCAUCGAGGAGGGGAGUGGCUUUCCGGGACAGGCAAGUGGACUAUAUAAGCCCCAGAGGGCUGGCGCUGCCCCGAUCUCUUCCACCGGCUUCUGCCUGCCAGAGGGGAGCCUUUGCAGCAGCUCUCGCACAACGCCCACCAUGUCCCAGGCUGGUGCUCAGGAGGCCCCCAUCAAGAAGAAGCGCCCCCCCGUGAAGGAGGAAGAUCUGAAGGGGGCCCGUGGGAACCUGGCCAAGAACCAGGAGAUCAAGUCCAAGACCUACCAGGUCAUGCGGGAGUGUGAACUAGCUGGUUCCACCGCCCCGUCGGUGUUCAGUGGCACCCGGACCGGCACCGAGACCGUCUUUGAGAAGCCCAAAGCUGGACCUGCCAAGAGUGUCUUUGGCUAAGAAGUGCACACCAUUCCUCUCGCCACUGCCAACUCCUAGAUGCAGGAGCCUUUCCCAAAAACUUUUUUUAUGCCAGAAUGCACCUUCUCACCUGCUGCCUCUGGGACUGCCGCCUGUCCCUCAGAGCCCUGGUCACUCAGCCCAGGGAGUCUGCACCGGCACCUGGGGAACAAUAAAGAGGAUGCCCAAGUGA
Molecule: messenger RNA, 1966 nt
Organism: Prionailurus viverrinus (fishing cat)
Lineage: Eukaryota; Metazoa; Chordata; Mammalia; Carnivora; Felidae
Gene: MUSTN1
Product: musculoskeletal, embryonic nuclear protein 1
Exons: 3
Coding region: 1525-1773 (82 amino acids)
Biological process (GO): chondrocyte differentiation; chondrocyte proliferation; tissue regeneration
Cellular component (GO): nucleus
Source: RefSeq, a predicted model, not a curated record